UCACGUCGGGAGGGCGGUGCGGAGGAGAGAAAGAGAGGGAGCUACGUGUUGCUGCGCAGCAACAGAUAGAAAGGAGAUCCAGAGAGAAACACAGAAAGGAAUUCCCCCUGCUCAGAAGCGGCUGUCGCGGGGCGUAUCAGUCCCACUGGCUCCCAGAAUUUACUGAAAUAAACGCAACCUACCUGUAGCUGGAGGCGCUGCAAACAGCCCAUGAAUGAAGGAUGUAAAGACCGGCAGCUGCAGCGAGCCUGCGGGUGCAUUCGGACACUUAACAGGAGCAGAUAGUGUUCCCUGUCUGAAGGGGAAAUUCUUUUUGAAACUGAAUCGUCUUCCUUUGGACGAGUGUCGUCCUCUUCUCGUCAUCACAGAAACUGACCUGUGUGGAGCUCAAAGGACAAAGGUCCUUUUGUCUAUUGGCGCCCCGGAGGUUGUCUAACUGCGAAGUGCCGCCACCAAAAAUAAACAUUCUAUGGAGAUAUUGUCGAAUUGAUCGGACGUUUAAAGCAUGACGGGUCAGGUCCUUAGGGACGCGACCGCUGGGGCUCACAUGGAUGACACCGCGGGCAUCCGCAUCAACGUGGGCGGCUUCAAGAAGCGUCUCCAGUCGGACACACUCUCCCGUUUUCCCGAGACCAGGCUUGCGCGUCUCCUCCAGUGCCAGUCCAAAGAGUCCAUACUGGAGCUGUGCGACGACUACGACGACGCAGAGAAAGAGUUCUACUUCGACAGGAACCCCGCUCUUUUCCCGUACGUGCUGAAUUUCUACAACACGGGGCGGCUGCACGUCAUGGCCGAGCUGUGCAUCUUCUCCUUCAGCCAGGAGAUCGAAUACUGGGGCAUCAACGAGUUCUUUAUUGAUUCCUGCUGUAGCAGCGCCUACCACUGUAGGAAAAUGGACCAGGACAGGGAGGACUGGGAGGACAGGAGCGACGACGGAAGCACCACGUCGUCGUUCGACGACCUGCUGGAGUUUUACAACGACGCCACCAAGUUUGACAAACAGCUGCUCGGGAGCGCACGGAGACGCGUCUGGCUGAUGCUGGACAACCCCGGCUACUCUGUGGCCAGCCGUGUCAUCAGCAUCCUCUCCAUCCUGGUGGUGCUGGGCUCUAUAGCCACUAUGUGCAUGAACAGCAUGAGCGAGUUCAGCGUGCUGGACAGCAAGGGCGAACCCACGGAGGACCCACGGUUUGAAAUAGUGGAGCACUUCGGGAUCGGCUGGUUCACUCUGGAGCUGCUGGCCCGGUUCGUGGUGGCUCCGGAUCUUCUGCACUUCUUCGACCACCCGCUGAACGUCAUAGACCUGGUGUCAAUACUUCCUUUUUAUCUGACACUCCUCAUAAACCUGGUGGCGGAGAGCACCCCCGCGCUGACCAACCUGGGCCGGGUGGCGCAGGUUCUGCGGCUCAUGCGAAUUUUCCGCAUCCUGAAACUGGCCCGUCACUCCACGGGGCUGCGCUCCCUGGGGGCCACUCUCAGAAACAGCUACAAAGAAGUGGGCCUCCUGCUUCUCUACCUGGCGGUCGGCGUGUCCUUUUUCUCCGUCAUGGCCUACACGGUGGAGAAGGAAGACAGCGAGGAUCUCUCCACAAUUCCCGCCUGUUGGUGGUGGGCCACCGUCAGCAUGACCACCGUGGGCUACGGCGACGUGGUGCCCGUGUCCAUAGCGGGCAAAUUGACCGCGUCGGCCUGCAUCCUGGCCGGGAUCUUAGUUGUUGUGCUUCCAAUCACGCUCAUUUUCAACAAGUUUUCCCUUUUCUACAAAAGACAAAAGCAGCUCGAGAUCGCAAUGAGAAGCUGCGACUUCGAUGACGGCAUAAAAGAGGUCCCUUCGGUUAACCUGAGGAACUAUUACGCUCACAAAGUAAAAUCUCUGAUGGCCAGCUUGUCAAACAUGAGCCGGAGCUCGCCCAGUGAACAGAGUCUGAAUGAAUCUUUACAGUGAGGCUGUCGCCUGAAGGACGCUCAUUCAGGAAGAGGCUGUGGAAGGAGCUGGCCAGGGUGCUGACACCGCUGAGGGCGUCUGCUUCUCACGCUGCCUCUCUGUAGCUCAGUGCAAUAACAUGUUAAUGUCUGUGUCAGUUCCAGUGAGACGGUAUAAAGUAUCAGGCAAAAAUAUUGAUUAUGAUUACUCACCUGCACUUUCAGAGGGAAAAUUCGGUUUCGUUGAAGUGAGGUUCUUUGAGGUUAUUAGUAAAACUUGUAGUCCCCCUACACGAAGUAGAAACAUGUCAUAUCACCGUGAGUCUGUUGAAAAGACAAGAACAUAUUCAGGCUAAUAGCUAGUUAUAUUAUACAAUUUUAAACAACUCCAACCUGAAAAUGUUCAUAUCUUUGCGAUGCAACGCUAUGUUAAUGAAUAGCUUUUGCUGUGUUUGAUCUGUCUGGGAAGCUGGAGCUGGGAAUGAUGUCUCACAUGAGAUGAGAGACUUCUGGUUGUUUAUUUGGUGCUUAGAAAGAUCAGAUAGAAGCUGAUAAUAUAUUUUCUCUAUUUUCUCUGUUUCCCAUGUUCACUAUUUGACU
Messenger RNA from Fundulus heteroclitus (mummichog), 2523 nucleotides. Its product is annotated as potassium voltage-gated channel subfamily S member 2. Gene Ontology annotation, biological process: regulation of delayed rectifier potassium channel activity; potassium ion transmembrane transport; protein homooligomerization. The transcript is spliced from 2 exons. The record is from RefSeq and is a predicted model, not a curated record. Gene Ontology annotation, cellular component: membrane; voltage-gated potassium channel complex. The coding region runs from base 506 to 1945 and encodes 479 amino acids. NCBI's taxonomy places the organism in Eukaryota, Metazoa, Chordata, Actinopteri, Cyprinodontiformes, Fundulidae. Gene Ontology annotation, molecular function: protein binding; voltage-gated potassium channel activity.